Helobdella robusta is the source of this 1215-nucleotide messenger RNA. RefSeq lists its product as hypothetical. Lineage: Eukaryota; Metazoa; Annelida; Clitellata; Rhynchobdellida; Glossiphoniidae. Gene Ontology annotation, cellular component: RNA polymerase III complex; nucleus. The record is from RefSeq and is a predicted model, not a curated record. Gene Ontology annotation, biological process: DNA-templated transcription. The transcript has a single exon. Bases 1 to 1215 code for a protein of 404 amino acids.
AUGGCGGAUGUCGACGAUGAUCCAGUAGUUUCUGAAAUUAAUGUAGCCAUUUCAAAACAAACUGCCAAUCUUCUAUGUUUCCUGCAGUAUCCACUUCAUUCUAAAUUUGUCAAUUUCGACUCAAGUUCAGUGGCAGGGGUCAAAGUUAAGUUCCAGUCUCAAAAGCUACAAAUAGAUUUGAAGCCAUUGUCUGGCAUGUUUGAGGAAAAAAGAGAUUGGGCUCUGGAUGGUGAUGAAGAGAACAAUGUAAAUACAAAUAGAUUUCUUAAAUCAGCAACUCCAAAUACAAAUGCGAAUCAUUUUGCAUUGGGUUGUUUUGUCGAUAACACAUUUUUUCUCAAUCCAAUUUCAACAAUUUAUGAGUUAAGACCAAAUAUGGUUGAUAAAAAGAAGAAACAUAGCUCAGUUGAAAAUGAUAAUGAUGACAAUACAGAUGCAGAAAUAGUUACGCCAAUUUUGAAACAAAAAGAGACAGAUGCCGCAAAAAGCAAAAGACUCGCUUCCUAUGAACAUCUCAAAAAUUUCCAAGAUAAGGAAGCUUGGGUCUCCUUAGAUCUCUACACAAUGUCUGAGAAUGAGUUCCAGAACUCAUUUAGCAGCAGGUUAAAAACGAAUCCCAUCUCUGAAUUCUACAUGACCGCAUUCGAAUAUGUUAACACUUUAGCUGGCGUUGAAGAUGUGAAAAGUGAAUUCAGACUAGAAAAUUGUGCACAGCAUCAAACUGUUGAAAAAUUGAAAUCCUUCAAGCUAAAUGAGCAAGUGAAGCUGGUGAUGGAAUGGUCAAAAGUCAUUAGCUUCAAGCAAAUAAUUUCUCUACUGCCUGAAGUUCAAAGUGUUGAUGACCUAUUGAAACAUCUACAGCAGGUUGCCAUCCUAAUACAGGGAAAUUGGGUCAUAAAAAGUGAUUUGUUAUUUGGGAACCAUCAAUCCUGUCAGACCCUAAGGGCCAUCAGGGAUUUCAUUUUAUACCAGUUUGCCCAUGAUAAUAAGAUCACCAGAGCAGAAGUUAAUAAGUUUUUUGGGCUUACCGAAGUCGAUGAAAAUUUGAUUUUAUAUGAUAUCUCAGAAAUGUGUGUAGGUUCUAAGAAGUGGAAGUUCUGUGUGGAGAGGGAUGAUGAUUUCAUCGCAAGGUUCUCUGAAAUAGCAGAAAGGCAGUUGCUACUUAUAAACAGAAGAUACCAACAGAUUAAAAACUCGUAUUUUCAUCAAAAAUAA